Messenger RNA from Dermochelys coriacea (leatherback sea turtle), 1308 nucleotides. Its product is annotated as nyctalopin-like. NCBI's taxonomy places the organism in Eukaryota, Metazoa, Chordata, Testudines, Dermochelyidae. Gene Ontology annotation, molecular function: protein binding. The record is from RefSeq and is a predicted model, not a curated record.
AUGUUCUCUCUUAUUAUUUCUCCGUUUACCUGUGCAGCGAGGAUUGGCCUGGGUGUGAAUGUGUCUGCAUGCCCUAGCGUUUGCAAGUGCUCUCCUGAUGACACCAUACACUGUAACAAAGCCGGACUGAGAGCUCUUCCUGCAGAAUUAGCAGCAUCUGUCGUUUCUUUAAACCUGUCUAACAAUUUGUUAAGGAUUCUUACUGCCAACACCUUCCGAAAUCUGACUUUCCUCCACAGCCUCUGGCUGGAUCGCAAUAACCUCACCUUCCUAUACCCAGGAACCUUUAGUGUCUUCAGCAAUUUACAGGAGCUGGAUCUCAGCUGGAAUUCACGCUUGACACUGCAUGCUAAUACUUUCAGGGGACUCUCCAACCUCAUCAACCUGGAUUUAUCUAGCUGCAAUAUCUUCAAAAUCCACCCACUGGUGUUUUUGUAUUUGCUCUCCUUACAGGUACUUGACCUAACAUCCAAUAACCUGUGUUACAUCCCGCAAGCCUUCAGAAGCCUGUCCAGCCUCACGAGACUGUCUUUGGAAAGAAACCACAUCGAAGCCAUAGGCCGAGAUUCUCUGAAGGAUCUGAAAGCCCUGUACGAGCUGAACCUCUGGAAGAAUCGGAUCUGGAUGAUUCAGAACGAUGCCUUCGCAAUGCUAAACAGGCUGGGGGUGUUAGAUUUAGGACACAACCAUAUAUCUGAUUUGCCUAAUAAGCUUUUCAAUGGUCUGAUCCAGCUCAAGACCAUGCAUCUGGAGGCCAGCAGAAUCACCAGAGUCAACUGCUCUUUCAACUGCCUGCUUAACCUGAGAAAGCUGUACCUGAACCAUCACCACAUCUCAUCUAUUUCCCACACUGCCUUCUCCAAUUUAAAGAAGUUGCAAUUCCUUCACUUGAACAAAAACAAUUUAAGUUCCCUUCCCAAGCACUUGUUGGCAGAGCUGCCAAAGCUGAAGUAUGUGUUUCUAUCCCACAACCCCUGGAACUGUGACUGCAAAAUGCUUUGGUUCCCUACCUGGAUAGCAACAUAUGAAGGGGCAGUUGAGGGGAUGCAGUGUGCCUUUACAGUGCUUCACAACCAAACCCUGCUUGACGUCUUCACUCACAGCGAAUUAAUCAGCUGCUCAAUACCACCUGGGCUGGCAAGUGCAGACAAGUGCGAAGAGACUGAUGUCAACACUGCUGGCAUGCCACAUGCUAUUUCUGACAAAUUGCUUUGGAUCACACUUGCCUGGUGUGCUUGGCAUUUGGCAGAGAUACUGGACAAAUCAUUUUCUGGACUUGGAUCAGACAUUUCAGCAUUUUUUCUGUAA